AUGGGAUUACUCCAUCUCACUGUUUCUCUAGCCGUGCAAGGUGUGAUUGUCACAUCCGCCAUCUGCUUUACAUCCCGGUAUUCCCUCUGGCGGGCCGCAGCUGUUCCCUUAGUGGCCUUCACUACCUAUCAGGCAUGGCUGGCUCUGGACCUUUUCGACAACAAUCAGCUCGUCAACCCCAUGACUGCGGCUUUUGUCGUCGGGUUCGGCCUACAGCAUUUUAACCUGCUGUGCGUGGCUCGUAUCGAUGCCGAGGAGAUCAAACACCAGAUCCAGCGCCAGACCGUCACCAAGGGCGCAGAGACGGCUGUCUCCACAUGGACCUGUCUUCGUUGGACAUGCUACCUGCUCACCACCCUCCGUGGCAUCGACACCCCUUAUCAGGUCAAAGCCAUACCGCGCGGGAAUAAAGCUUCAGCUUCCCGGGUCGGCUUCCUCGUGCGCACGCUGCUGAUCAUUGGUGCAAAGUACCUGGUGCUCGAUCUCAUGACGGUUUCGCCCGCGUCCAAGGAUGACUCGAUACGUUAUUUUGGGCCUGGGAGAGAGUAUCUUGUUCUUCGGCCAAACGGUCUCCCGCCCGCCACUCUGCAAGAAGUUCUCAUCCACCUUGGGGUUGCGUUCCUCGGCUGGGGGCCAAUCGGCAGCUGGUUCAUCGACGUUCACUACCGUGUUCUUGCCGUGGUUUCUGUUGGACUGGGGGUAUCCUCACCUCAUCAGUGGCCCGCGCUCUUUGGUUCCAUAACGGAUACUUACACCCUGCGAGGGUUCUGGGGCGGCUUCUGGCAUCAGAGCUUUCGCUGGCCAAUGCAGAGUAUCGCCUCUUGCGUCUGUCGAGAUCUUCUGCGAUUGCCCCGUCCUUCCCUCGUCGAACGGUAUCUGAAUGUCACAUGUGUUUUUGCCAUCUCCGCUUUUCUGCACAUCACCAUUGACGGACGGGCCGACAUCUGGCUCCCUCAUAGCGGCGCUCUACGCUGCUUCCUGGUCCAGCCGCUGGGCAUCAUGCUGGAGGACGCUGUGCAGGAGGCGUUCCGGCGUUUCAGAGGCGGCCCCAAUCAUCACACUACGAUCUGGACAAGAUUGAUCGGGUAUCUCUGGGUCUGGGGAUUCCUCACGCUGCUGGCUCCGCUCUACAAUUUUCCUCUAUUUCGGUACCAGGAUCCGACCAAGAAUGGGGUUCCGUUCUCGGUCAUCAAGUUCGCUCGCGCGCUGUCUGGGGAGUAA
This is a messenger RNA of Aspergillus thermomutatus, 1221 nucleotides long. Its product is annotated as wax synthase family protein. Gene Ontology annotation, biological process: lipid metabolic process. The transcript has 2 exons. The coding region runs from base 1 to 1221 and encodes 406 amino acids. The record is from RefSeq and is a predicted model, not a curated record. Lineage: Eukaryota; Fungi; Ascomycota; Eurotiomycetes; Eurotiales; Aspergillaceae.